UCAAUUUUACGAAUUCAAUUAUUCUAAUUUCAACAUUCAUUAUGUCACAACAAAAUAUUGACGUAAAACCUAAAUUUUGCGAACAAAAUGUUCCGCUAAAUACUUUAUUACAAUUAAUACCGGAUUUCGAUACAACUCAAUCGGGUCAAGUAUAUAAGUUCAUAAGAUCGUGCGAUUCAGCUUUUAAAUUAGCAAGUCUAGAGCAGGAAGAAAUUUUAUUAAUUUACGCUUUAAACAAAAUAAGUGGGAAUACUUCUUCUGAUAUCCACGCGAAACUAUACUCAAACUGGGACGACUUAAAAACGUUCCUUAUACAAAAAUUUUCGCAGACAAAAACUCUUUCACAUCUAAAUCUCGAACUACAAUCACUCUUUCAGAAACCAAAUGAAUCGGUAACGGAAUUUUUCCACCGCGUAGAUUUAUGUAGAAAUAAAAUCUUAGAAAAAUUAACAACUGAAGUGGUAGAUGCGACAUUAAUAGGACGGAAAACUACUACGGAAGAAACAGCUCUGAACGUUUUUAUUAAUGGAUUAAGUUCUGACAUAGGUGUAAUGUUAAGAACAAAAGGUUUUGAUUCAUUAACUCAUGCUGGAAACUUUGCAAUUCAAGAAGAAAAAAUUCGAAAAAUGAAUACGGCUAGGCAAAGUUUGUUUAAAAAUAGUCGAAUAACAACACCGCUAUAUAGCAAUGUCGUUCGUCAACCACCUCAGAUCAAUCAACCUCAAAUACAUAAACCACCAGAUAAACAUACUAUUAAUACCAAUCCGCGAAAAUUUAUUAUAUGUAAUUAUUGUAAAAAACCCGGACAUCAUAUAACUAAUUGUAGAAAGAGAAUAUUUAAUAAUAGUCGUAAUAACCAAUUUCCGCGAAAUAAUCCGACUCCAGCUCGAGUAAAUCAUUUAAACUUGCAACCGGCCGAGCUGACGGGCACAGUUUCGGAAACGGUUCCCACGUAUUGCCCAAAUAUUUCAAUGAUCACCGAGGGUCAGGAUAUUGCCCUAGAACCUCAAAUAAACGAUCUUCAAAUUCAGUAAAAUUCAAUAGUAAUCAGUGUCAUACUACAUUAUCUAAUACAAACAUCACUACACAAGCGCAAACAAUUCCAGUCCAUCGGGGACAAUUAAGCGAUGUGUGUACUUGUGAUAAUAAAACCACGAUAGCUACUAAGUCAAACUUAGAGCUCUCUGAAUCAUUAAUCAUUAAUCUCACAAAGAUCACUGAAUCUCUUAUAAAGGUCACAGAAACCUUACUAAAUCAAUCAAAGAAACCUAUUAACUCUGUAGAUUGUAUCACUAAUUCCACUAAUUCUGAAAAAGAUCAAUGUCUAAAACCUAUAUUAAAAGAAUCUAAUUCAAAUCCCAUGCGCAAUCAACAAACUACAAAGACUAAAAAAUCAAAAAAAUCUCGUAAAUCGAAACAAAAAUCAAAAAUAAAACUAAAAUCGAAUCAAAUAAAGAAAAGAGCUUAUCCUAAUGAAUCUUACAAUAUCUCUACAUUAAAUAUACCUCCUGAAAAUCUUUUGCACUGUAAAUUUCAUAUUGAUGGCCAACCAGUUACGUUAUUAGUAGACACGGGAGCAGCCAUUUCAGUUAUAAAUAAAAAUAAAAUCGGUAAAAAUACCAUCGAUACAUCAAACGUCGUUUCUAUUAUUGGUAUCUCUAAUGAAAAUUCGCCUUUUCAAACAUGUGGCACAUCCCACAUUUCAUUAGAUCAAUUUCCAAAAUUUAAAUUCCAUGUCGCAAAUUUAAACAUACACGCUGAUGGUAUACUCGGUAAUGAUUUCAUGUCAAAAUUCAAUGUCAACAUUUAUAUUCAAUCAAAAACGAUGCGAAUACAUGACAGGACUUAUCAGUUGUUCCUUCUGGGAGAUGAACCAAAGUACUUUGAUAAUGGUAAACAAAUUAUCAAACGUCGUUCGG
This is a messenger RNA of Galleria mellonella (greater wax moth), 1919 nucleotides long. RefSeq lists its product as uncharacterized. NCBI's taxonomy places the organism in Eukaryota, Metazoa, Arthropoda, Insecta, Lepidoptera, Pyralidae. The coding region runs from base 42 to 1034 and encodes 330 amino acids. The record is from RefSeq and is a predicted model, not a curated record. The transcript has a single exon.